Molecule: messenger RNA, 1301 nt
Organism: Mya arenaria
Lineage: Eukaryota; Metazoa; Mollusca; Bivalvia; Myida; Myidae
Exons: 5
Coding region: 410-1093 (227 amino acids)
Source: RefSeq, a predicted model, not a curated record
CGUCAAAAACUGAAGACCCAUCAUUGUACUUAACAUGGCAAAAACAGUCUGUUAACUUGGGAACAUGUGUAUGCAACUAUGAAUCAGACCAUCUGUUUGUUUCAUCCGAGCUACGAAGCGCCAGCAACGUUAGAGGGUCAAAAGAGCAGUGAACUUUUAAAUAAGGAAAAUAAUGCUGUUGCGGUUAAAUUUCUUAAAUAUUGAAACAGAUAGUAUCAAUACGGAUACAUAAAUGGCUUAAAGCAUAUCGGUGUUCUGGAUUUCCAAACAAGGAAGAUAGCGUUUGAAUGGCACAUUAAAGUCCUAGUUCAUCAAAGAGGGGAUAUACUGUGUUGCUAUAUAUUGUGCCAGCGUUUGGCCUCAUCACUUUGCAUUGAGAACACUGAAGUGAAAGGACUCAAUUGGCAACAUGGAUAUGAAAUAUCUGGUAACUAUUGUGUUACUAUGUAUAGUAACACUAGGUCACGUGAGCGGUCACGGUCGACUGACUGACCCUCCAGGAAGGUCGUCAGCAUGGAGAUUCGGAUUUAAAACUCCAAUUAACUACAACGACAAUAGCCUAGAAUGCGGUGGAUUUCCGUAUCAAUAUUCUCCUGAAGUAAACGGUCGCUGUGGGGCAUGUGGGGAUCCGUAUUUCGGUCCAUUCAAUAAUGAGGCUGGGGGACGGUAUGCUCAAGGGGUUCUCGUGAGAAACUACACUGAGGGGCAAACCAUUCGAGUCACUUUAGAUAUAACGGCAAACCACGGUGGUUAUUCUGAAUUCCGAAUAUGUGCCAACAAUGACGUCUCAAAACGUGUGACGCAGGAAUGUUUAAAUGAACACCUGCUGAAGACCCCCUCAGGAGAAUCACGAUAUUUACACGAGAAUGGAAAUGCUGGAAAAGGAAUAAAGCAUGUUGAUUUAAUCCUGCCAUACGGUUUAACUUGUACCCAGUGUGUCUUUCAAUGGAAAUGGAAAACUAACAGUGGCAACAACUGUGGUCGAACAGCUGGAUGCUGUGACCCCAGCAACAUCGGGUGUGGUCCUCAGGACGAGUUCCGCGGGUGUGCCGACGUGUCUAUAGUUCCGUACCUAUACAUACUAGGCAAAUAAAUAGCGAAUAAACGAGGACAUAUAGACGCUAUAGUGGAAGCAAUGAAUCAACAGUGUAAUCAAAUGCUCUUUUAGUUAAUAAAAUAAAGAUUUCAUCUAUCCUUUUCACGACAUAUCUCACGGCAUAUCUUUUUUGUACACAGCACUGCUUUUAUUGAAUUUCUAUUACAUUAUUGUACGCUCAUUGCUUCAAAAUGUUGAUUUUAAA